Molecule: messenger RNA, 3707 nt
Organism: Caenorhabditis auriculariae
Lineage: Eukaryota; Metazoa; Nematoda; Chromadorea; Rhabditida; Rhabditidae
Source: the annotation of a GenBank genome assembly
AUGCCUUGCUGCCCUCAGCCAAGGCUUUGCUGCCUCCAACUGCCCCCGAUCUGCCUCCCACCACCGCCGCCACUCAGUUGCUGCACCAUUUCGGUCGGUUUCAAGCUGAGGACGAUUAAAAGUGAAAGAAAAACUAGAAAUAGAUGUACAGAAUCGAAGGUGUUUGCUACGAGAGAAUUUUGAAACAUGAGUCAAAAUCUUGACCUUGAUGAUUAGACAUCUUGAUUUUUUCUUUAAUUCACUUUUUCGAUCAUUUUCCAGAGAAUGAUCCCUAUUUCCUUUCUAAAAAUCAUUCUCGACUAUUGUCUUAUCUCAUUUGAAUCUCGAUUCAGAAAGUAAUCUUCGGCUGGAAGCUUGAAAAAAUCGGAAUCCUACUUUGUGAGAAAAAAAACCUUCAAAGUUUUCUUCCCUUUUUUAUGCUUAAAGUUAUUCUGAAGGUGAAAAAUCUAACAAUUUUGAACUAAAAGCUUCAAGUUUUUAUGCGAUUUCAAGCCAAAAGUUCACCUAAAAAUGAGUUUUUUAGUUCAAAGUACCAACUAUUCCAAUCUGCAUGCGAUCCUGCCCAGUUUGCCCUUGCCGACGUCGUGUCCAUCGAUCCCAUCGACUUAAGAGAAGCGCUCUAGGUUUGUUUAGGCUUGUUGUAACUUUCAAGGUUUCCGAAAAUUAUUUUUUCUGCUUUCAGGAGGCUUCUGUACCCAGUGCUCACAAUCCGGUGAGCCUUGGCGAGCUCACCGCCAGAAGAGACAUGCUCCACGAGCCGGCUCCUGCUCUUCCCCGGCUCCAGUUUUCCCGGUUUUUUUUUGGAAGGAAAUACACAAAAAAUGUUGAAAUUUAGUUUAUUUUCCUUCUUAAGGAAUCAUUAUGACUUUUGAUAUAUUUCUCAUACUUUUUUUGGUUGAGUUAAAGGCCGAAUGUCUCUGGGAAAUUUUUUUCUCAAAUUUUUUUGAAAAAUUGAAAGAAAAAAAUCUUGGAGACAUUCUUUACUUUCUAUUGGCUACUAUAACUGAUCAAAAUGACUCUUUCACGAGUUUUUAAGCUUUCUUGGAGGAAUAAAAGAACAUUGUCAGGGGUUUCGGAACCUUUUUUUUCGAAAUUCAUGUAUAUAUCAUUUUUGUAAGUUUUCAGCCCCAAACCGGAUGUAACCAAUGUGGAGCUUCACACUUGAGGUCGACUCGGGUCAAGAGAAUGGUUAGAUCGAAAAUAAACUUCUGCACAACUUCCAGUGGUCACUUUAGGGCUGCUUGCCGUGUCUGGGAAGGAAAAAGAGAGAGGUCGACGCCGCUCACGAAAAACACACCAGAGUGAAGAGAAUGGUGGGGUUUUUAUUCAGUUUUUGAAAUAACUCAAGUGGCCACUCAAGAGGUUCCUCAAGGAAUUCUUGGAGAGGACACAAAAAUUGCCACGUCCAUAGAAGCCACUGUCUUGCGUCUUAGUGGCCACUUCAGUAGUUUGUAUUAGUCUAGUAGUACCAAUUAGACUCCUAGAGAGGCCACAAAACUUUAGCCCCUUGAGUGGCCUCUAAUUCAACCAUUAUAGCUCACUUUUUUAUGUCUUAGACUCUAUAGAGGUUCUCUUUUUACUAUUCAUUCAUUUUUAGGGAUGCUUGCCUUGCCUUGGAAGGAAGAAACGAAGUGUUGUAAGUUUCCUUUUUUUUUUUUGAAGUUCUCGAAAAAUACGUUUUUUUAACUGGUCAUAACUUUAGUACCUUAUAAUGAUUUUGAAAGAAGGUCCAAAGCGUCAUUUUUCCAGCCGAACAAUGGAAAUUGCCAAAAAUGCUCGAAUAUGGGACAGCUCUUCCAACGGUACAAGAGGAGUCUUGUGAGUUUACUUUUUUCAUUUUUUUGUAAAAACAAAUUGAAUUUAUUUUACUUCAGCUUGAAAGGGGGGAUUCCAUGAAUUUUAGCUUUUUUGACCUUGCACCCGACUUUUUUUUUGGCUUUAUCUUCGACCACAGGCUUUAGGAAGUUUUUAGACCAUUAGAGAACUAUUAUCGGAUAUGUUUGAAGAAUAGCUCAAAGCGAAAGUCGAAAAUGGUCGGGUGCACUUUAAAAUAAGCAUCAGACUUCUGAAGUUCGAAAAUUUAAGUUUCUAGCUUUGCGCCCGACUUCUCCUGACUUUGUCAGGAGCGAGUGACGACAGUAAGACUAGAGAAAGAUAAAAAAUGUCAGGUGUAAACAUAGCUUACGAUGGAAUGUCAUGAACGGUCGGGUGCAUUGAAAAAAGAGGCUUCUAGUCUCUUCGAACCUUUUUUACGUCGUUAAGGCUCCAAUAUUUGAAAAUUCAAGUUUUUAACUUUGCGCCCGACUUUUCCCGGCUCCGCCAAGAGCGAGAGACGACAGUAAGACGAGAGAGAAUGAGAAGUUUCACGGUUAAACACAGCUCAAAGCAAAAGUCCCAAAUGGUCGGGUACCCGAAAAAGAGCGAUUUAUCAGCCUCGACGCUAAGUCUCCCUUAUUCACAAAUUAGAGUUUCGAACUUUGCGCCCGACUUUUCUUUACUUUACUAGGAGUGAUAGACGAAAUUGAGACCAGAGAGUCAAGGAAAAUUUGAAAAAAAAAGAGGCAUCUCAUUGGAACCUUUUGAUAUCAGUCGUCCUUCAAAUUCUUUCUCUUUUUUCUCGAACUUUCCUGAGCCAUCCUCUUUGCGAUCUUUGUUCAAGGAUCGGCUAUUAAAUGUUUGAAAACAAUUUUGAAUCUCAGGGCUGCUCCCCAUGUAACGGAAGGAAGAAGCGACAAGUUCCGACCACUCAGGUACAAAUGCUCAUUGAUUUAUCGCUAAUAUAAUCAAUAAUUUCCAGAGCUGCGCCUGUCAAUCUGCGAGGCAGAAACGGCAGGCUCAAGUCCAACCGAAAAUUGUCCGAAAAGUGCGGCUGGAACGGUCCUGUGACGCUUCUUGUUGUGAUUAUUCGAGGUAAUUUGCAUUUCGUGAAGCGUUAGGAUGAGCUAGAAUGAGCAAUAAACAACAGGGUUUGUUAGUAAUUGACAGAAAACGGCCUUAUAUAAUUAAUAAGUUGAGCUAAAAUGAGCAAUAAUUCUCUGAGGGAAAUGAGAACUCGAAAUUGGCAGAAAAUCGCCUGAGAAAAUGAAUAAGAUGAGCUAGAAUGAGGAAUAUAAUUCCUAGUCUGCUCAUUUAGGAGUGAAUUUCAACAGAAACGUCUUUAAAAAUAAUGAGGGGUAAGCUGGGAUAAAAAUUGGAAUUUCUAAUUUUUUUCAUUGAUGGUUUCUCACAGAAAAAGCUUGAAAAACUGCUUCAGAAUGAGCUAGAAUGAGCAAUACAAUUUUUGAGUUCCACUUGAAAUUUUCUAAAUGACAGCACCUUCUCUCUUUUCUUCCGAGUCAUAGAAAAAUGAAAAUAGCACGUAAACGUGAGAGAGAGCGUGAGAAAAAGAAAACAGGUUAGAUUGUUUCAUGACGUAGUGAAUAAGGCUACGAUAUGAUGAGAAAAGGUAACAAUAAUAUGAGUUAAGAUGAGCAAUAUGUCUGAUCGCUUUUUGAAAGAGAAAAUUCUUGGCGUGACAUUGGAAAAUUUAUAAUUUUUUCGAAGGUUAAGAGGGGAGUAACGGGAAAAAUAAAUGGCUAAUAUGAGCAACAUAUGACUUGGAAGAUCUAUGACAAAAGUUUGGUAAACUUGAGAAAUUUUCGUAUAAAAUGAGCAAUAUUUUCAGUUGUCCGGAUGAAAGACUGGCGGCGUUCUCAAUCUUCAUGUAA